GCCUCACGUGAUCUCGCCUAGGGAGAGAAAGCCUGACCCCGUCUCCUGCGCUCACCGGCGUCUCUCCGCAGCUCUCGGUUCCCCCGCGGAGCUUGGCCGCCAUGCGGCUCCCUUCGGCAGCCGGGCCCCGGCCGGGCCGUCCCCGCCGCCUGCCGGCGCUGCUGCUGCUGCCGCUGCUGGGAGGCUGCCUGGGGCUCGUGGGGGCGGCUCGCAGGCCCAACGUGCUGCUGCUGCUCACCGACGACCAGGACGCGGAGCUCGGCGGCAUGACGCCACUGAAGAAAACCAAGGCCCUCAUCGGAGAGAAGGGGAUGACUUUCUCUAGCGCCUAUGUGCCCAGUGCUCUUUGCUGCCCCAGCAGAGCCAGCAUCCUGACUGGAAAGUACCCCCACAACCACCACGUCGUUAACAACACUUUGGAAGGGAACUGCAGUAGCAAGGCCUGGCAGAAGAUCCAGGAGCCGUACACCUUCCCGGCCAUCCUCAAGUCGGUGUGCGGCUAUCAGACCUUUUUUGCUGGGAAGUAUUUAAACGAGUAUGGAGCCCCAGACGCAGGCGGACUGGAGCACAUCCCCCUGGGCUGGAGUUACUGGUAUGCCCUGGAAAAGAAUUCUAAAUACUAUAACUACACCCUCUCCAUCAACGGGAAGGCACGGAAGCACGGCGAGAACUACAGCGUGGACUACCUGACAGAUGUUCUGGCCAACCUCUCCCUGGACUUCCUGGACUACAAGUCCAACUCUGAGCCAUUCUUCAUGAUGAUCUCCACUCCAGCGCCCCACUCACCGUGGACGGCUGCUCCGCAGUACCAGAAGGCUUUCCAGAAUGUCAUCGCACCAAGAAACAAGAACUUCAACAUCCACGGGACGAACAAGCACUGGCUAAUCAGGCAAGCCAAGACUCCCAUGACGAACUCGUCAAUACGGUUCUUAGAUGACGCCUUCAGGAGGAGGUGGCAAACCCUGCUCUCAGUUGACGACCUUGUGGAGAAACUGGUGAAGAGACUGGACUCGACCGGAGAGCUGGACAACACGUAUAUCUUCUAUACCUCAGACAACGGCUACCACACAGGGCAGUUCUCUUUGCCAAUAGACAAACGGCAGCUGUAUGAGUUUGAUAUCAAAGUUCCACUGUUGGUUCGAGGGCCCGGCAUCAAACCAAACCAGACCAGCAAGAUGCUGGUCUCAAACAUCGACUUGGGUCCCACCAUCCUGGACCUCGCUGGCUAUGACCUGAACAAGACACAGAUGGAUGGGAUGUCCCUGCUGCCCAUUCUGAAAGGAGACAGAAACUUAACCUGGAGGUCAGACGUGCUGGUGGAAUAUCAAGGAGAAGGCCGGAAUGUCACCGACCCGACCUGCCCUUCUUUGAGUCCUGGAGUGUCUCAAUGUUUCCCGGACUGUGUGUGUGAAGACGCGUACAACAAUACCUACGCCUGCGUGCGGACACUGUCAUCAUUGUGGAACCUCCAGUACUGCGAGUUCGACGACCAGGAGGUAUUUGUCGAAGUCUACAAUAUCACUGCAGAUCCAGACCAGAUCACCAACAUUGCCAAGAGUAUAGACCCUGAGCUUUUGGGAAAGAUGAACUAUCGUCUGAUGAUGCUGCAGUCCUGUUCUGGGCCGACCUGUCGCACUCCAGGGGUCUUUGACCCUGGGUACAGGUUUGACCUGCGUCUCAUGUUCAACAGUCACGGCAGCGUCAGAACGAGAAGGUUCUCGAAGCAUCCGCUCUAGCAGCCUCUGCGUUGGAUCCUUGCACAGCCUUUUCCGGUGCCGUGGUUGGAGUGGGAGCCCACGCCUCGGGAGCUCUGGCCUUGCUCUUUCAAGUCUUGUUUGAAAAAUAAUCCAGUCAGCUGACUUCCAGUACUGUGAAUCCGCCCCUGUCAGAAGUGGCUGACCCUGUUUCUCCUCAGAUGACAACCACCACUCCUGAGGUCUUUGUCCUCUCCUUGUCCCUUCAUCUUGGCUGGGCACAGUAUAUGAGUCCCCACGUGGUCGAGUCUGGAUCUGUAAAACUCUUCUGAUAAUGGCAAUACUUUAGGGCAGAGAUAAAACCUUUUGGUAUUUUAGCUAGCCCCCAAAUCAAAAGCACUGUAUAGCAUUUCACACCGAGCCCCUCACCAAAACUCACACAGUUGCGAGAAGAGCUGCUGUCUGUGGACACGUAGAGAAAGGACAUUCAUGACAUCCCUGUGGUGUGGUUAAUGUGCGACGUGUCGCCCAAGCUCUGCCCUAAGAAGCUUCUUAGUGACUCCAGCCACCUGAGAGCGCCCAGGAGCACCAGGGGGGGCCAGAUGCGCUUCCUGAGCUCUUGGAUCAGUGCGCUGAAGGGCCGCACUUACAAGUGCCUGUCUGGAGGGUUCUCAAGUGUCAGCGCCACACAAGUCAUCCUGCCUGGCUGCAGUUAGCUGUCAUUGUCAUUGAAAAUCUUAGUGUCUCCUGGUGGAGGGGAAGGACCGGCUGCCUCACCCCACUCCCUGAUCUCACAAAAGUGCGAGUUUCCAGUCCUGACUAACUAGGGCUCCAGUCAGUAUUCCCCUGGCCGGCUUCCCAGAUGCCCUGGACGGCACUCUGUUCCUUAAAGUCCAGUUCCACCCUGACGUCCACAGAGGCAGCACGGAGUGGCGAAACUCGGUUCCAGCCUGUCGUCGGCAGUGAGCGGGUUUAGCUUUACACAGCCUCUGCCCAGCUUUAACUUGUAAGACAGCUAUGAGUCACUUUGAGAAUUCCAGAGGCCAUGUUGGGGGGACAGCCAUUGAGUUUAUUCCUUUACCUCAUGUGACCCCAGCAACUUUGGUGAUACUGAGAGGCCAGCAGGCAGUAGAGUGGACACCUCGGCCGUGGCCACUUUAGAGGGGGAAAAGUUUAAGUUUUAAACUAAAAGUUACAGAAUUGAAUGUGGAUACCGGCUUCAUUCACCCCCACUUGGAUUCUAAACAUGACCAGUGAAAUAGUGAAAGCUGACCACAGUUGUUCCCAAAUAAAGGUCGGCAGCUCCUACCAGGUCUGGGAUUGAGAUGUUAGAGUCUUCAGUUUUAUAGCCGGCUCCUGAAAGCAGGCGACAUCAGAGUGGUAACAGUCAGUAGGCUGCAGUAGGUGUCCUACCUCGAGGCCCUCAGAUGGAGGUAACACAUUAGGAUUGUGGGACACAAGAUCCUCUCUGAACCUCCUGGUUAAGGAACGUUCCUGCAAACAUUCAAGUAGACCUUCUAUAACAGACUGCAGCGUGCAUGGCCUCUACCCACAAGAGAUGCACUGCAGGAGGCCGGCCCUGUUCUCUGUACUCAGCAUUUUGACAUCUCCUUUGAAGGCCAGGUAUAUGUGUACCAGUGCUCUUCAAAGGGAGAACCAUUAAAACCAACAUGGAAUGCAGGGACUUCGCCUUAUAAGAUUUCCAGUUUUAAAACUGCCCCUCAGAUACAAUUUCAAAGUAGGGUACACAUUAGAGUGUCUUUGAGUUCAACAAGUUGGUACUGUUGCAAACACCUUCUGAAUUGCCAGCGCCCGGGUUUUUAUGUAAAAAUAGAGUGGCUAUGGAAGUUACACCUUCAUCUGUGGGAAGUAUUCUCAAACGUAGGGGUAUCUUUAUCUUAUGUUUUCUAAUGGAAGAUGGCAGCCCAGAAUCCUCAAGACAAAGCAAGGGGUAUCAGCUGAUGGCCGCGGGACUGAUGGGUGUCCUGGGUUCUUUAGCUCACCAGCACUUUGCGCUCAAUGGACUUUGUAAAUUCUCAUCAGCUGUUGUAGAAGUUCCUCUGCCUGGAGCUGUCAUCUCAGCCGCUCCCUUAGAAAGUGCCCUUCAACGGACCCUGUUCACUGCUGCACUUCUCAAUGAAUUAAAACUGACUUCUGUUCUAGUGGCAAU
Mus musculus (house mouse) is the source of this 3864-nucleotide messenger RNA. RefSeq names its product glucosamine (N-acetyl)-6-sulfatase (gene Gns). Gene Ontology annotation, molecular function: glycosaminoglycan binding; sulfuric ester hydrolase activity; N-acetylglucosamine-6-sulfatase activity. The record is from RefSeq and is marked validated. The transcript is spliced from 14 exons. Gene Ontology annotation, biological process: glycosaminoglycan metabolic process; heparan sulfate proteoglycan catabolic process; keratan sulfate proteoglycan catabolic process. The coding region runs from base 102 to 1736 and encodes 544 amino acids. NCBI's taxonomy places the organism in Eukaryota, Metazoa, Chordata, Mammalia, Rodentia, Muridae. Gene Ontology annotation, cellular component: azurophil granule; lysosome.